Messenger RNA from Anopheles coustani, 1090 nucleotides. RefSeq names its product syntaxin-18 (gene Syx18). Gene Ontology annotation, cellular component: endoplasmic reticulum; membrane; SNARE complex. Lineage: Eukaryota; Metazoa; Arthropoda; Insecta; Diptera; Culicidae. The record is from RefSeq and is a predicted model, not a curated record. Gene Ontology annotation, biological process: retrograde vesicle-mediated transport, Golgi to endoplasmic reticulum; intracellular protein transport. Gene Ontology annotation, molecular function: SNAP receptor activity. Bases 33 to 1034 code for a protein of 333 amino acids. The transcript has 2 exons.
AUCAAAGGAGGCAGUAGUGUAAUUUGUGAACUAUGGAUAUCACAUCCCUCUUCAAAGCCUCUGUGAAAACGGUACGCCUAAAAUUGCCACCGGACAGCAUCCCACAGCAGGACAAGAAUCGCAUUCUAACGAAAAAGACACCCAAACUAGAAGUAUGGAAAAAAUCCACCCAACUGAAGCAGCAAAUUACGAUGCUGAGGGAUUUUCUGUUGGAGAACCGUGCUGCUUAUAUGAAGCUGGCGGAGCAUCUGAAAAAUUCCGCACCCCCAAUGACGAACGACGAGCGGGACGUGAUCGAUCAACAAUCGGAGCACAUUUUCAGUACCGCGAGCAUGAUGGUAGCCGAAAUGAAGCAUGAAUGUGCUGAACUACCAGUCGGCAAGCAGACGAAGGAAUGCUUGUACCAGGUCAUUGAGAGCGUACUCGAGUACGCUUCUGCGAUACGCAAGAUUGCGCUAGAGCAAAAACAGUUCCGAAUCAAGCGCCAGAUCGAAACAAUCCAGUACAUCAAGCUGCAGCCCAAAAUGAAAACGGAACUGUAUACGAAACCGCUGGAGACGGCACCGGCGCUGGCGGACGGUACACCGUAUCAGUCAAAUCGCACCGAAAAUUUAGACAAUUCCCGAAAUACGGAUAAAAAUGUCACCCAAACGAUGGACGACAUUCAAGAGGAUAGUAUGCAUAACGAAUAUGAGAAUGACGAUCUUAGUCCGGAGGAUAUACAGAUGUUCGAGUCGGAAAACGUUCAGCUUUACAAUGAACUGAAGGGGCUGUCGGAGGAAGUGGACCAAAUCCAGCGUAAUGUGGCCGACAUUGCACAACUCCAGGAUGUGUUUUCUGAGAAGAUAUCAAUUCAAUCGCCUGAUAUCGAUCGCAUUGCUUCAACAGUCGUGGGGUCAACGGAAAACGUGAGGGACGCAAAUGAGCAGAUAAAACAGGCGAUUCAGCGUAACGCUGGACUCCGAGUUUGGGUGCUGUUCUUUCUUAUUGUGAUGUCUUUUACCUUACUGUUCUUGGAUUGGUAUAAUGAAUAAAUAUGCUGCUUAAAGUUGCGCGGUUCAAGGGCUAAAUGUGGCAAAUAUUGGAACAU